AAAGACUUAAAAUUUAGUUCCUUUAAUUCCACAUUGUCGCACUUUAAUUAGUUUACUUCAUUAAAAAAAUAGAAGCUGAAUUUUUAUUUAAGCCAUGUUGGAAAACAGCAUAAUAUCCGAAAUGACAUACAGAUCUGCGGGGACUCGUCUUGCGCGUUUUUCACGGAAAAACGUACCCACUGGCGCUGCUUCAAGUAGUCAGAUCGUUCGCUCAUCAGAAUACAGCAAAUUCGAAGUACCCGCGAUUGACACCCGGGCUCGUUAUGGCGAUAUGUUUAAACGCCACCCCCAAGAUAGAAAAUAUAUGAAGCCGUACGAUGCGUUGGAUGACAAGCCAUACAAACCGAAAAUACCACAAUUAAUAUCCAGAGAUCCAAGUUAUACUCACUUCAAAGUGCCUUUUCAGAUGGCUUGUAAGGAGCGCUAUAACAAUUCCAUCAAAAAAUACGAAGACCAGUUCGGUCAUGAGAUUAGAAGCCUAAUCGAUAAUCAGCCAACUGCUCGUGAGGCCACAUAUUUAGUACGUGUUGUGUCUUAUACCACUUUAUGGCCGCCAUAUCACAAUGAAAAUGAACUAAAUCAUACGUGCCGAAAUUUCUAUCGGUUGACGCCGCUGGAUAACAAACGCUUUCAGUACAUCAUGACACAUGAUUUCUCAUAGAACUCAUAGAACUGAAAAUUGACUGUGUGAUUCGUCUGAUGGGGAUUGGAUAAAAGGACAACAAAAUUAGAUGACGUAAAUAGUUGCGUGUAAUCUGAUAAACAAAAUAAAACAU
This is a messenger RNA of Drosophila novamexicana, 776 nucleotides long. RefSeq lists its product as uncharacterized. The coding region runs from base 95 to 661 and encodes 188 amino acids. Lineage: Eukaryota; Metazoa; Arthropoda; Insecta; Diptera; Drosophilidae. The record is from RefSeq and is a predicted model, not a curated record. The transcript has 3 exons.